Molecule: messenger RNA, 1819 nt
Organism: Hydractinia symbiolongicarpus
Lineage: Eukaryota; Metazoa; Cnidaria; Hydrozoa; Anthoathecata; Hydractiniidae
Product: zinc metalloproteinase nas-32-like
Exons: 7
Coding region: 157-1761 (534 amino acids)
Biological process (GO): proteolysis
Molecular function (GO): zinc ion binding; metalloendopeptidase activity
Source: RefSeq, a predicted model, not a curated record
CCAGCAUAACAUCUUUGGUAAAUAAUGGGAGCCUAGUAUCUAAAGGGAUUUUUUAAGACCUAUUUUUACCUUACAUGCGCAUGCGCUGUUAGGAUUUAGAUAUAAAUAGCCUUAGUAUCAUUCACUCUCGUACAUUUUCUCACUUGCUUUAACGGAAUGGAAUUUAGGAAAAUGUACGCGCAACAGUUACUUUUGUCCGUGUUUUUGCUGUCGUUCACCAAGGCUGACUGGAUUCCAUUAAUGGAAAAUCCGUCACUGUACGAAGGAGAUAUCGAACUAACAAAAGAACAGAAAGCCUUACUUAAUUCUUACGCUGCGACUAAAAAGGGUUUGUAUAAUCACUGGCCGCUUGGUGAGCCUAUACCGUACGAAAUUGAUGAAGCUUUUCUAAAUAGCACGUGGCAUAGAACACGUAUCGAAAAAGCACUCGCUGAUUAUGAGAAACAAACUUGUUUAAGGUUUGCGAAGAGGAAGACCGGGAAAGAUAAAGAGCGAAAUUACAUACGUUUCGUUCCAGGAGGAGGAUGCAGCUCUCCAGUCGGUAUGAGUUACUAUGGCAACUUCAUCCGGCUUGCAACUGGUUGUUUUUAUCAGCACGGUGUACUCUUGCACGAAAUUGCUCAUAGUUUAGGAUUUUGGCAUGAGCAGAAUCGUCCCGAUAGAGAUGACUACGUGAAAGUUCAUUACGAUCGAUUGAAAUGCUGUGCAUCACAGUUUCGUAAGAUGACGUUCAAACAAAUUGACUCAUUGGGUUUUCCUUAUGAUUACGAAAGCGUUAUGCAUUACAGUGCCACUGCAUUCGGACACGGAAAGGGCGUGGUCAUCGAAGUUUUGAAUAAAACGAAGAAAAUAGGAAACCGAAGAGGAUUUAGCAAGAUCGACAUUGCACAAAUCAAUAAAAUGUACAAGUGCGGAGAAGUUCACACUGCAAAGCCAACCGUAUUUAAAAAAACUACCGCUCAACCAGUAGUUACAACAGCAACCAAAUCAACAACAAAUCCAGUAAAUGGUUAUUGUAUCAAACAUGCAACCAGUGGAAAAUAUCUUUCUAAAGCUUCUGAUGGGAGUCUCUCCUACACAACAGCUUGCGCAACCAGGUUUUCGGAUUUGAAUACUUUAAGAAUGGCUGGCUCAUCAGAAUGUGCUUCACUACAAGGCCAACACGAUGGAGAUUACAUUAAAUUCGAUGCGUCAUGCUCGGAUAAGUAUGUAUUACGACAAAAAGGAAAUUUGUUUUCCAUUCAGCAUGCAAUAACAAAGAAAUGUAUCCAUCCAAAUGGUGGCUCGAUCAAUCCAAAAGAUGGCACAAAAGCCGUCAUUUAUUCUGGCUGUGAUUAUAGCAGAUUAAGGUUUAUUCUAGAAGGUUCAGUUAUACCAUCGCCUACAACAGCAACAAACGGAUUCAUACUUCGUCACACAAGUGAUUUGUGUCUAUCAGUGUCUGUCAACUCUAAGUUAUCUCUGUCGAAAUCGUGCAACACCAAAUUUAUGUUUACGACCUCUGGUGCCCUGAAGGACCAGAAGACGGGUAUGUGUGCCGCCCCAGAAGGAAAAAACAGCAAUUCUUAUAUUGCUAUGGUUCCUCAAUGCUAUGAUAAAUUCGAAAAAACAAGACUGGAUGGACAGAAUUUUGCUCUCAAGCAUGCAGAAACAAAAAAAUGUAUUCAUCCUAAAGGUGGUUCAUCGAGGCCAAAAGAUGGUACCUUAGCAGUUAUUUAUCAUAGUUGUAGUGGUGACCGCCUGAAAUUUAGAAAAGAGUAAAAGGCUCUGUUAUUAAAAGGGAAUGAAUUUUAAAAGAAUAAAACUAAUAAAGAUCAAA